GAAUUGGCGAAUAAAUUUCCGAAUGCUGGCCAAGCAUUUCCACUAAAAAUUCCAAAAGUUGCGUCAACGUUUUGCUAGUGCAACGAGGCAAAACAAGUUGCCUGCAAUCCGGGAAAUCCACCGAGCGUUUUGUGGCAAAAUCCGAAAAUUAAAAGUUGGAAAAGAAGAAAAAUUCCCGUAAAAACGCGAAAAUUGCAUUUCUCCCCUUGACACACACACACACGAAGAGUUGUGUGUACGGAGGAAGCCUACGACGACGACACGGGAAUAUUAUGUGCUGAUAAAGAGAAGUGAAGAGAAAAAAAAACACAAAUUUUCCUUGAAUCAUCAAGUCAAGGCUGUUUGUUGUCAGCAGCAGCAUCCAAAAAUCGCGAAAAAAAGUGAACAAAAGUCACGAGAAACGAAAAUUCAGAGAAAAAAAAAUUGUGAAAGAAAAAAAAAAUAAUUGUUGCAAACUGUGUGUUGACAAAAUAAAAUAAAAUAAUUUCAAAAAACGACAAAAAAUCGUAAAAAAACAACAAAAUGACAAAGGAUAGAUUAGCAGCUUUGCAAGCGGCCCAGAGUGACGACGACGAUGUCGGGCCAGAUGAUGUUGCCGUCAAUGUCGAGGGCAAUCGUGACGGCUUCAUGGAUGACUUUUUCAAUGAAGUCGAGGAGAUACGGGAAAUGAUAGACAAGAUACAGGCAAAUGUCGAGGAAGUCAAGAAGAAACAUAGUGCCAUUUUGUCGGCACCACAAUCAGAUGAAAAAACGAAACAAGAACUCGAAGAUCUUAUGGCCGAUAUUAAAAAAACUGCCAAUAGAGUUAGGGGUAAACUUAAGGGCAUUGAACAAAACAUCGAACAAGAAGAACAAGCCAACAAAUCGAAUGCCGAUCUAAGAAUACGAAAAACACAACACUCAACUUUAUCGAGGAAAUUCGUCGAAGUUAUGACAGAAUAUAAUCGAACGCAAACGGAUUACAGAGAAAGAUGUAAAGGCAGGAUACAGCGACAACUGGAGAUCACCGGGAGAACGACAACAAAUGAGGAACUUGAAGAAAUGUUGGAACAGGGCAAUUCAGCAGUUUUCACUCAAGGCAUCAUAAUGGAAACACAACAAGCCAAACAAACGUUGGCUGAUAUCGAGGCACGACACGCCGACAUUAUAAAAUUGGAAAAUUCAAUUAGGGAAUUACACGAUAUGUUCAUGGAUAUGGCGAUGUUGGUCGAGAGUCAGGGUGAAAUGAUUGAUCGCAUCGAGUACCAUGUUGAGCACGCCAUGGAUUACGUUCAAACAGCGACGCAAGAUACAAAGAAAGCACUUAAAUAUCAAAGCAAAGCUCGUCGGAAGAAAGUUUUAAUCCUUAUUUGUCUGGUUGUAACAGCAGCUGCCCUCUUAAUUGGCUUAGCUGUUUAUUUGGGUGUUACUUUUACCUAAAAAUAGAGAGAGAGAAUGAAAAAAUUGACAGAAUUAAGUUUUUAAUCUAUUUGGUUUGUGGAACAGAAAAAGAUUCUUAUUUUGGCGUGCCUGAUUAUCUCCCUCAUUAUCUUGCUAAUUAUUUUGCUAGUAUAAAAAGAGAUGAAAAAAAAAUCAUAACAAUUGUACCCGAACAAACUGCCUCAGUGUAUGGUUCUAAGCGAUCUGUCUUGCAUCACGUCCCUAUAUCAAUUAAAUAAAUAUGAUUACCACAACAAUAACUUCCCGAAUCUACUAUUUUACGCCAAUUUUACAUUUACUUAAUUCUACUUGAUGAUUUUUGUAAAGAUUCAAAAUAUUCGUAAAUGAUGUUGUUAUUUAUUUAUGUUUAUUCUGUUAUUAAAGUAUAAAAAAAUUAUUAUUAUAGAAUUGUAUUAAUUUAAUAAUUAAUUAAUUAAUUAAAAUAACUUGCUAUUGAAUUCCUUCUAUCAUUUUUUUUUUGUUUAAAUUUAUUUUAUUAUAUUAUUAUUAUUAUAUAAAAAUUUAUAAAAAAAAUAAUAAAUUUCGAACAUUUUAUAAAAGCUUA
Molecule: messenger RNA, 1984 nt
Organism: Culicoides brevitarsis
Lineage: Eukaryota; Metazoa; Arthropoda; Insecta; Diptera; Ceratopogonidae
Gene: Syx1A
Product: syntaxin-1A
Exons: 9
Coding region: 523-1419 (298 amino acids)
Biological process (GO): exocytosis; synaptic vesicle fusion to presynaptic active zone membrane; intracellular protein transport
Cellular component (GO): synaptic vesicle; endomembrane system; plasma membrane
Molecular function (GO): SNAP receptor activity; SNARE binding
Source: RefSeq, a predicted model, not a curated record